GGAAGUGACUCGACGUAGUUUGGCCAAUUAGCACGUGUAUUUUGACAUUUCUGGGGAAAAACACGUGUUUUCUUCAAGCUUGGAUGGAUAUUUAAAAUAAUGUUUAUUUAGAAUUGUGUGUGCUUCCAAAACCCUGGUGAAUUUUCUGGAUGGUUGAAGGUCCAUUGAUGAUGAUGACUGAAAUGGAUCGCCAUCACGCGGAGGAGUUUGGAGGUAAUGACCUGAUACCAGAUACGAGGGAGCUGAUUGAGCUGGAUGAGCCGGACGUUGAUCAGAUGAGGAGAGAUCGCAAUGACAGGACAAGAUGUGUGAUGGAGGCAUUCAGUCCAAGUUUGGCCAAGACUGUUCUUCCAAAGCUCGAUAACCUGUCCCUUGAAGAACGCUCAGCCAUCUGCAUCCAAUCAUAUUACAGAGGACAUCGCGGAAGACGGCACUACUUUGACGUAUUGUAUGAUCAUUUUGAAAAGGAGGAAGCCAUGAGAUUAGAGAAAACCAUGAAGCAAAUGGAGGAAGGCGAAUUAUUGGUCGAAAAUCACCAGCUGACAGUAGAGUUAGAGGACAACAGUACAGCCAGGAGGAAUAAGUCAAGGCACUAUCUUGAUAAGGUUAUUGUCAUCCAGAGGGCGUGGCGACAGUUUCGUCUGGGUCAAGAAGAAGAAGCUGAGGACGAGGAAGAAGCGACGUACUCACGUAACCUGCCAUCACCACCGCCAUCUGAGAUCGAGGAACUGAGUGAGAUUGACAGUCUAAAUGGCAAUCAGGCGAUGUCAAUAUCGACCAAUGAGGGAAGCCUGAGGAACCUCCACCCAGAUGACGAGAUUUUAACUGAUUUUGAUACUGCAGUGCCACCUGAACAUGAUCGCAUUGUUGUUCCACGAGAUACUGACUCGGUCCUCUCUGACUAUUCUGAGAUGGCCGACCCGCUCAAGGAACACUUUGACGAGCAGGACGUCAAGAUCAUAAAGAUGGAAGACUUGGAGGCAGGCAAUACUAUGUACCCAGCGACUGAGUUACGUAUCAAACGAUCACCUGACGAGUCUGAUGAAGAAUAUACUAAACGUGUGAAGAAAAUGAACUAUCUGAGUUUAGCGCAGGAAUUUGCUGAGCUAAAGAAGGUUAAUGCAGAUGCAUUGCCCUUUGACAUGCAUAAAGGUCAAACGUACGAGGUUAUGAGUUCUGAUGAGGAAGAGGAUUAUUGUAGCUCUGAGGGUGGCAGCUCGGAACUGCCAACUCCCUGUGCCUCGGAGAAACCGUUUGGAUACUUUGGGGAGCUAGAGUCUCCUGCCACUGAGAAUAUGGAGAAUUUUAAUCAGCGGACUUAUAAGAAUAAGAAUUUGCAUAAUGAAAGUAAAUCUUGGCCGAUGAAGCCAGAUUCGGAGAUGGACUACCGUAAUCAUAAUCAACAUGACAACAACACUACUACUAGCGACACCUGGAGUGGCAAUGAGGAGUAUCAUUAUAAAGAUACGACUCUCCCCGCUAACGUAACACAGCUUGAAGAUCUGCCCAAAAACAUGCGUUACCAGAAAUGUGUUCCAUCUCAGGAGGAAUAUGAGAAGAGAGCGCACUCUGAUGGCUCAAGCCCCAACCAAGAAUCAGCCGAUUUCGAUGUGUACAACAUUGAGAAUACGCUCCAACACAUGGACUGGGCAACAUUUGAGAAACAACUACAACGAGUCGAGGAGUCCGAGGAACAAAAGACUGGAAAGUCAAGGCGCAACGAUCGAGAAGAAAUACGUCGAAAACUAGCGAUGGGUGCAGAUGAGGAAUACUACGGUGGCGAGCGAACCUUUAAAAAACCCAGCCUGCAAACACGGCUCCAGAGUGGCAUGAACCUGCAGAUAUGCUUCAUGAAUGACUCAACUAGUGAUCAGGAAAGUGUCGAUUCAGAGACGGACACAACACGAUCGUCACCUAGACAUAUAUCCAGUACCAUGAAGACAAGGCAGUACUCGGAGCUGACGAAGCCGAUGCAGCUAUGCUUCAUCAACGACUUGCCAUCAGAUGACGAAGACGACCGGUCAGAGUCAACGGUGCAGGACACGACACAUGACACGCUCACCGCCAGCGAGGACGAAUCACAAACUAAAUACCUCGAGAGUGACGAGGAACAGCCGUAUGUCAAGUUUGAUUCAAAUGGUGACCUUGAACUCCGGAAAGAUUCUCAAGAUUUCACAGACUCGGUUGAAGAGCAUACAGAGGAUCAUGACAAUCAAGAGACUGAUAGAUUAUUAAAGGAAUCCUCUCCAGAUUUUCCUGAAGAGCCCGACGGUUUAGCAGAAAUCUUUAAGAAAAUUAAAUCUGACCGCGUUUUAAAUCACGGCGAGUACCGCUCGCUGAUGGUCGACUAUAUUUUUGAACAACCUGAAGUGCCAGAGCCCAAACAACUGCAACCACCACCAAAAUCAUCGCAGCCCCCUACGCGGCCAAUGUCAGAGGGAGAUGCUGACUUGUACAUGACGAAGAAGCCAGAUGAAGGAAGUGAUGAUUUCUUGUCCCGCCAGGCCAGGCUUCAGGCAGAGGCAAGGAUGGCCUUAGCUCAGGUGCGACCGAUGGCCCAUAUGCAAUUAGAAGUAGAGAAACAGAGUCGCAAGAAGUCACCGAUGGCGGAAAUGGUAAAUGUUGUUUAUGUUGGCAUCCCAGGAUUCAUUGGCAACGGACGACGGAAGAAGCUGACCAAAGGCCUGAUGUUUGAUAUGAAUAUCGCCCAGCUACAAGUCCUAGUUAACGAUCUUCACUCACAGAUCGAAACUUUAAACGAGGAACUAGUCACGAUGUUGGUGGAACGAGAUGACCUUCACAUGGAACAGGACUCGAUGCUUGUUGAUAUUGAAGAUCUCACACGGCACUUUUCACUCCGCCGGGCGCAAGUUGAAUAUGCACAAAAACUUUGUGAUCAAAAACUACAAAAACGUCACGCAAAAAGAAACAAUAGCACAACUAGUGCUGUCACUUCGGCUGGUUCUGCAGCGAGUAGGAAAAAAUGAGAAUACGCAAGCAAUGGAAUAGUCUUGAAAUGAGUGUGUGCAGCUGAUGUAAUAGCCAAACAUUGUAUAUAGGUCUUCAAGGAUUGUGAAACGAGGCUGUGGGAGUUUAUAGCGACUCUGUUCUGAGAUGGUGUCUGUGUAAUUCAAGGAUGGAUUAGUUGCCAAUGGUGGUAGAAGGUGCAGAUCAGAUGGCUCAAUGCUGUAUUUAUUGCCCAACCAAGGUCAACUUUGGAACUCGUACAUAGAAUCUAAGUGUUGGCUUGAUAAGGUGUGCAUUUGAAAAAGUGGAGAACAUCCACAUACAAAAAGAGGUGGUAUUGAAAUUGGUGCCAUUACCCAGCAGGUUAUUGAUAUGUGGUAGCUGCUUAAACUCAAAAGCAUUGAGAGUGUCGUUGAAUACUAUGUGCUCCUUGUUGAAUAGCUGCAGGCUAGAGAGACUGGCCUGACGGCUGUGCUGGCCUGACGGCUGUUCUCAUGGAGACCGGAGUGCUUGGGGUGUUAGACUAACCAAGAAGUGAGGUGUUCGUGAUCAGCGAGCCUUGGUUGUCUAUAAUCAAUACUUGAAUGUUCCAUAGGAGCUUUUUUCAAUGAACAUAUUUCUGUGGAGCAAAGCUGCAAGAAUAAUGCACGUCAAUCAAAUGGGAGCAUGUUCAAUUAGGUGACGACUAGUGACUUCAUCUGCAUCAUUUGGCUAAAAUGGUGCUCAAGAUUAUCAAACAAAUCUAAAGGUGCGAAAUAUGAAUCAAAACGAUAUGGAAUGGUUGCUGAUGGUUCCAAUGGUAACCAUAGUAACCAUGCAUGUUACAAGAGAUACGCUCUGUUGCUCCCUCUCUUGAAGAGAUAGAGAAUUAUACAGUUGAAUGUGUAUAUUGUGAUGUUGGUGGAACUUGCUGCACAAAGCACCACCUAUGUGGUGUUUGAUUUUGUUUUUGCGUCCAUGCUUUCAAGGUCUGUGGUAUUGAGUAAUGUGUAAUCUUAUAGUGAUCUUCUGUGAUGUUGUGUGACCCUUAGUGCCAUGGAUACAAUUGAUGGUUCCUCUGGUUAAUGCCCUGUAUGCUAUAGUAACGAACAGUGUUGGUGUGGUAACGACCCAUGUUGCCAUAGUAACAAUGUUGUCAUGGCUAAAGCCCUUGUUGGGGUCAGUAUACUUUUGUUUACCCACAAACAAUUGCGCAGCUAAUAUGGACAUUUGGGAAUCUCCUGGGUCCGGUUGUUAGAAAGCAUGUUAGCUCAUAACAUCAUGCUGACAUGAACAUCAUGUUGACAUGUACAUCAAUGCACAUAACAACAUGUCAGCAUGAUGUUAUGAGCUAACAUGCUUUCUAACAACCGGACCCUGGGCUAUUUCUUUGAGGCUCAGUAGGAGGUCAUCUUCACCUUUGUGCUUUUUGACCAUUUUGAUGAUAAAGAGAACUCUACAUGAAUCUCAACAUGAACAUGCCUUCUUUCUGUAGCUCCGAAUGGAACCCACAGCCAACCCAAUACGUUUCUGUGAUCUUUCUGCCUCAAGACACAAUGGAAUAAGCACGGUGUCUUCCCAAUGGAAUUGUCAAUCAAAGGUAUGACUUAAUCUACCAAAACAUUAUCAUUAUUUACAAGCAAACCACCGGCUAAUCAAAAUGAAAUUGAACAGUGUGAUUUUGUGACAAUUCAUUAUCUGCGACUGACUGUCCUAAGGUAGCAGUCUCUGAUCUUCUGUGGCGACAUGCAUGUAUAUGUUUGGUGCACAAACAGUUACCAAAAUGAUUAUCGGGUACUGGUACAAAAAUAUUUCAGAACAGAUUGAUUCUGAAUGAUUUACUUUAGUUAAUCUUUCGUUGAGACAUUUAGGACUUUACUUUUGUGCUCCAAAAGGAAAGUGUGUUUGCUGACAAGUUACCUGAACAAUACUCGAGCCUCUCAAUCAAAAGAGCAAGAUAUCAUCAAAUAAAGGCCUGUCACAUUUGACAGAGUGACACUAUCAUCAAAUAAAGGCCUGUCACAUUUGACAGAGUUACAGUAUCAUCAAAUAAAGGUCGGUCACAUUUGACAGAGUUACACUAUCAUCAAAUAAAGGCCGGUCACAUUUGACAGAGUGACACUAUCAUCAAAUAAAGGCCGGUCACAUUUGACAGAGUGACACUAUCAUCAAAUAAAGGCCGGUCACAUUUGACAGAGUUACACUAUCAUCAAAUAAAGGUCGGUCACAUUUGACAGAGUGACACUAUCAUCAAAUAAAGGUCGGUCACAUUUGACAGAGUGACACUAUCAUCAAAUAAAGGCCUGUCACAUUUGACAGAGUUACACUAUCAUCAAAUAAAGGCCUGUCACAUUGGACAGAGUUACACUAUCAUCAAAUAAAGGCCUGUCACAUUUGACAGAGUUACACUUUAUGUAUGUGCCAGUUGAUGAACAAGAAGCAUUUAAAUGAGUUUUGAAAUCAUGGUAAACACUUUUGCCAAACAUAAACUUCAGUCAAUGGAAUCAUAAACUAAAGUUUUAGCUGGAGUCAUUACAAAGGAACAUGCACUCUGCAAUGUGACGUAACUUGGUUUAAUAAUUGCCCAGAAAUACAAGAUGUCGAAUUGUCUUGAUAUUUGCUUUUUUCAUUGCCGAGGGGUGAUUGAAA
Molecule: messenger RNA, 5595 nt
Organism: Lineus longissimus
Lineage: Eukaryota; Metazoa; Nemertea; Pilidiophora; Heteronemertea; Lineidae
Exons: 14
Coding region: 150-2987 (945 amino acids)
Biological process (GO): positive regulation of hippo signaling
Cellular component (GO): plasma membrane; cell junction
Molecular function (GO): protein binding
Source: RefSeq, a predicted model, not a curated record